Molecule: messenger RNA, 1083 nt
Organism: Fusarium keratoplasticum
Lineage: Eukaryota; Fungi; Ascomycota; Sordariomycetes; Hypocreales; Nectriaceae
Product: Fructose-bisphosphate aldolase
Exons: 4
Coding region: 1-1083 (360 amino acids)
Biological process (GO): gluconeogenesis; glycolytic process
Cellular component (GO): cytosol
Molecular function (GO): fructose-bisphosphate aldolase activity; zinc ion binding
Source: RefSeq, a predicted model, not a curated record
AUGGGCGUCCAAGAUGUUCUGACCCGCAAGACCGGCGUCAUUGUCGGCGACGAUGUUCUCCGUCUGUUCGAGUACGCUCGUGAGAACCAGUUUGCCAUCCCCGCCAUCAACGUCACCUCUUCCUCCACCGUCGUCGCUGCUCUCGAGGCUGCCCGCGAUGCCAAGGCCCCUAUCAUCCUCCAGUUCUCCCAGGGCGGUGCCGCCUACUUUGCUGGCAAGGGUGUGAGCAACGGUGACCAGGCCGCCUCCAUUGCCGGCUCUGUCGCUGCUGCCCACUUCGUCCGCUCCCUCGCUCCCACCUACGGCAUCCCCGUCGUCCUUCACACCGACCACUGCGCCAAGAAGCUCCUCCCCUGGCUCGACGGCAUGCUCGAUGCCGAUGAGGCCUACUUCAAGGCCAACGGCGAGCCCCUUUUCUCCUCCCACAUGAUCGAUCUCUCUGAGGAGUCUGUUGAGUGGAACGUCGAGACCACCGCCAAGUACCUCAAGCGUGCUGCCCCCAUGAAGCAGUGGCUCGAGAUGGAGAUUGGUAUCACCGGUGGUGAGGAGGAUGGUGUCAACAACGAGGACGUUGACAACGCCUCCCUCUACACUCAGCCCGAGGACAUCCUCAACAUCUACAACACCCUCUCUGCCAUCUCUCCCUACUUCUCCAUUGCCGCUGGCUUCGGCAACGUCCACGGUGUCUACAAGCCUGGCAACGUCAAGCUCCACCCCGAGCUCCUCGGCAAGCACCAGGAGCACGUCAAGGCCGCCAUUGGCUCUGAGAACCCCAAGCCCGUCUUCUUCGUCUUCCACGGCGGCUCUGGCUCCUCCAAGCAGGAGUACCUCGAUGCCAUCAGCCACGGUGUCGUCAAGGUCAACAUGGACACUGACAUGCAGUUCGCCUACUGCUCUGGUAUCCGUGACUACAUGGUCAACAAGAAGGACUACGUCAGCACCGCUGUCGGCAACCCCGACGGUGAGGACAAGCCCAACAAGAAGUACUUUGACCCCCGUGUCUGGGUCCGCGAGGGUGAGAAGACCAUGACUGCCCGUGUCGCCGAGGCCCUCAAGGACUUCAACACUGCCGGUACUGUCUAA